AUGGGCUCAGUACUCUCUUACAUGCUUGGAGGAGGCGAAGGCGACGCCGCUACCGGUGAAGACGACUCAUCGUCGGGCGAUCACUCCGGCGUCACAAAGUUCCACUCCGCUGCCCGCUGGCAGCUCCACUUCAACUCCCUCAAAGAUUCCAACCAGCUGCUGGUGAUCGAUUUCGCGGCGUCUUGGUGCGGCCCGUGCCGGUUCAUCGAGCCUGCGGUGAACGCCAUGUCUGAGAAAUUCACCGACGUCUCCUUCGCCAAGAUCGAUGUGGAUGAAUUGCCCGAAGUGUCGCAGGAAUUUGGGGUGCAGGCGAUGCCAACAUUUGUACUGGUGAAGAAAGGGAAGGAAGUAGACAGGGUGGUGGGAGCUAAGCAGGAUGAGCUGGAGAAGAAGGUCUCCAAAUACAGGUCUGCUUGA
Messenger RNA from Linum trigynum, 417 nucleotides. Lineage: Eukaryota; Viridiplantae; Streptophyta; Magnoliopsida; Malpighiales; Linaceae. The record is from the annotation of a GenBank genome assembly.